AUGCAGAAACUCACACCUGGUGACAAGAUCAGGAGUCAGAGGGUUGUCUGCCACUCAAAACCCAAAGGUCACCCAUGGUCACCCCGUCACCACUCUCCCCCUGUCCUCCCACCCUCACCUCGUCUGCACUCUCCCCCUGUCCUCCCACCCUCACCACUCUCCCCCUGUCCUCCCACCCUCACCUCGUCACCACUCUCCUCCUGUCCUCCCACCCUCACCUCGUCUCCACUCUCCCCCUGUCCUCCCACCCUCACCUCGUCACCACUCUCCCCCUGUCCUCCCACCCUCACCUCGUCACCACUCUCCCCCUGUCCUCCCACCCUCACCUCGUCACCACUCUCCUCCUGUCCUCCCACCCUCACCUCGUCUGCACUCUCCCCUGUCCUCCCACCCUCACCUCGUCACCACUCUCCCCCUGUCCUCCCACCCUCACCUCGUCACCACUCUCCCCUGUCCUCCCACCCUCACCUCGUCACCACUCUACCCCUGUCCUCCCACCCUCACCUCGUCACCACUCUCCCCCUGUCCUCCCACCCUCACCUCGUCACCACUCUCCUCCUGUCCUCCCACCCUCACCUCGUCACCACUCUCCUCCUGUCCUCCCACCCUCACCUUGUCUACACUCUCCCCCUGUCCUCCCACCCUCACCUCAUCACCACUCUCCCCCAGUCCUUCCACCCUCAACUUGUCACCACUCUCCCCCUGUCCUCUCACCCUCACCUCGUCACCACUCUCCCCUGUCCUCUCACCCUCACCUCAUCACCACUCUCCCCUGUCCUCCCACCCUCACCUCGUCACCACUCUCCCCCUGUCCUCCCACCCUCACCUCGUCACCACUCUCCCCUGUCCUCCCACCCUCACCUCGUCACCACUCUCCCUGUCCUCCCACCCUCACCUCGUCACCACUCUCCCCUGUCCUCCCACCUCACCUCGUCACCACUCUCCCCCUGUCCUCCCACCUCACCUCGUCACCACUCUCCCCUGUCCUCCCACCCUCACCUCGUCACCACUCUCCCCUGUCCUCCCACCCUCACCUCUUCACCACUCUCCCCCUGUCCUCCCACCCUCACCUCGUCACCACUCUCCCCCUGUCCUCCCACCCUCACCUCUUCACCACUCUCCCCCUGUCCUCCCACCCUCACCUUGUCACCACUCUCCCCUGUCCUCUCACCCUCACCUCGUCACCACUCUCCCCCUGUCCUCUCACCCUCACCUCAUCACCACUCUCCCCCUGUCCUCCCACCCUCACCUCGUCACCACUCCCCCUGUCCUCCCACCCUCACCUCGUCACCACUCUCCCCCUGUCCUCCCACCCUCACCUCUUCACCACUCUCCCCCUGUCCUCCCACCCUCACCUCGUCACCACUCUCCCCCUGUCCUCCCACCCUCACCUCUUCACCACUCUCCCCCUGUCCUCCCACCCUCACCUCGUCACCACUCUCCCCCUGUCCUCCCACCCUCACCUCGUCUGCACUCUCCCCCUGUCCUCCCACCCUCACCUCGUCACCACUCUCCCCCUGUCCUCCCACCCUCACCUCGUCUGCACUCUCCCCCGUCCUACCACCCUCACCUCGUUUCCACCUCCAUAUAUCCUACCACCCUUACCCCAUCUCCAUUCUCCCCCUGUCCUCCCACUCUGGCAACUAUGGCUCCAGCCUGCCAGCCUUCCAGAUUUACCGCCACGCUGAAACAUGGCGAAAGGGAUCUGGCACUUUCAGAAUGAGUGGAGGCGUGCUGCUGACCCACUCGACAUGUGUGACUGCCUGA
Messenger RNA from Oncorhynchus nerka (sockeye salmon), 1767 nucleotides. RefSeq lists its product as uncharacterized. The transcript is spliced from 2 exons. The record is from RefSeq and is a predicted model, not a curated record. Lineage: Eukaryota; Metazoa; Chordata; Actinopteri; Salmoniformes; Salmonidae. The coding region runs from base 1 to 1767 and encodes 588 amino acids.